Molecule: messenger RNA, 1587 nt
Organism: Pelecanus crispus (Dalmatian pelican)
Lineage: Eukaryota; Metazoa; Chordata; Aves; Pelecaniformes; Pelecanidae
Source: RefSeq, a predicted model, not a curated record
AUGGGCAUUAAAGGUUUGCAGGGAUUAGUGGAAAGAGUUUUCCCUGAUGUGUGCAGAAUGGUAGACCUGAGAGAAAUGGCAGAAAAACAUCGCAUCGAUCAUCCUGAUUUCCCGCCUGUUAUUGUAGUAGAUGCCAUGAGUUGUGUUAAAUACUGGUACACACCAGAAUCCUGGGUGUGCGGUGGCCAGUGGCGGGAGUACCUUGCUGUUUUAGAGGAUUUUAUUAAAGCUUUUACAGCAGCUGGUAUCGAGUUGAUGUUUUACUUUGAUGGAGUGGUAGAAGAGAAAAAGAGAAAAGAGUGGAUCAAACGGAGGUUGCAGAAUAACAAGGAAAUAGCCAUAAUAUUUCAGUUUAUCAAGACUCACAGGAAGCAACCAGGGAGAGGAAUGUUCAUUGUUCCAUCGGCUUUGCCUGCUUUUACACGUUUUGCCCUGAAGUCGCUUGGUCAAAAAACAGUAUGCACAUUGCAAGAGGCAGACUUUGAGGUGGCUGCUUAUGGUUUGCAAUGUAACUGCAUAGGAAUUCUCGGGCAAGAUAGUGACUACCUCAUCUAUAAUACAUGCCCCUACUUUUCCAUUGAGAAGCUCCGUUUGGACAGACUGGUCACUGUUAUGUACUCUCGAGAAGAUCUUUGCCGUGCGUUGGGUCUUAGUUUGACACACCUCCCUCUCUUUGCUUGCUUGCUUGGCAAUUAUGCUGUUCCAGAAAGCUUGUUGGAAGGCUUUUGGCGUAAAUGUUUAGCCACCAGUCCUCACAAGAAUAACAGCUGCAACAGAAGAACAAACAUAAUUCUAGCUGUAGCAAAUUACAUCUCAAAAGUUCCAUGCUCAUACAGCAGCCUGAAACACUUGGAACAGAUGCUACCUUUGGGAUCAGACAAGACAUUACUUUACAGAGGAGUGGAGUCCUAUCUUUUGCCCGGGCAGCAGUCUCCAUGGAUUCCUCCCAACGUAACAAAUUGCCAAAUGUUCUCCCUUCAACAACAAACAGCCAUGUGCCAAGAUAAGGAAAUCUUUCAGUUAGCUAAAGAACAGCAUAUCCAAUCUGAAAAUUACGCAAUCUUCAAUAUCCUGAGUAAGGGAGAGAUUGAGUGCAGCAACUCUUUGGAAGAUGAAUGUGAUACAGAGAUUCCUGGACAGGCACUUAUUUACCGUCCUGCUCGUCAGCAUAUUUAUUCUGUCUUGUUGGAAUCUGGAAAAGGUGGAUCCUAUCCUUUGGUAAAAGAGUGGUUUGUCUAUUUUGGAAAUCCUCUCCAGCAGCCAGAGCUGGUACAACCUGUACAACCUUCUAUUCCAGGUGGAACACCUAAUUUGAAAACACUGUGGUUUGCCAAGGGACCUGAUGUGGAAAAGCAACGGUAUAGUACAUUUCUGGCAUGCUUUCACCUUCAGGACAGGAUGGAAGAGCUCCAAGCUCUGGAAGCACCUGUUGCAGCAUUCUGCUGCUUGCUGGCCUAUCUUAUGAUGCAGGUCAGUAGCCUCUCUCUGGAGGACUUAAAUGCAUUUUUGGCACUCAUUCUCUGCCUCAAAGGGAAGUCAGCUGCUCAACUGGCAGGUUUGCAGGUAUGGACUGGAAUAAUUGAGUAA